AUGGCGUCCAUUCAAUCUCAUUACUUCUAUACGGAGGUUCCUGGCCAGUCCGACGAGUACGUCGACUUUGACCAGUUCCUCGACUUCACAUCGGUCGAUGGUGAUAUCUCUUCUGCCUCCGCCAACUCUGUCUCGCCCGAAAUGGCGCUUCCCUACGAUGCUGACAUGUUCGGCGAUGACCUCCUGGACUUCACCCAGCCCACCUUCCCAGACAUGUUCAAUUACGAGUUGUCCCAAGAUGCAUUCCUGGAUCAGUCCACCGAAAUGGGUUUGAUGCAAGGUCCGGCGCCGGUGUUUGACGAUGUUGCGUUCCACGGCUACCAACCCUACGACUUCAGGCAAAUGGUCGAGGCCCAAGCCGCUGCUGACCCCCGGAUUGUCUCCACCAAGGAAAAGCGUCGCGAAGCUUCAAUCGCUCUGCACCUCCAACGUUUGUGUGAUGCCACCGCCCUCGAUCUGGAGAUGUCAUCUGACUCCAGCGCCAGCUUCUCCUCCCAAAGCUGGUCCGACUGCAUGCGCGAGAGCAUCUCGCCCAAGCCGAUUAGCACCAGCACCAGCACCAGAAGUACUCCCGUCUCUUCUCAAGAAGCUGGGGGCAUGGAAAUGGUCCUAGAUCUGAACAUGAAUGCCGCUUCCAACCUGCCCAAAAAGCAGAAGCCUCGUUCCCAAGCCCAGAAGGAGAACUACAUCAAGGCUCGCAAGUACGGCGCUUGCGAGAAGCACAAGAAGCAGCAUAAGAGGGUAAGUCAUCAAGUCGUCCCUUUCAUCAGACAUCUAACGUGCUUCCAGUGCAACUGCCUAGAGAAGGCCGCCGCCCGUGCGGGCGUCAAUGAGGUCCCGAUGGACGUUUCUUACAGGGAACAACCACGACCUCAACAAACUGUACUCCCGGGCACGCACCCAUACAGUCUACCGGGCCACGAGCCAACAGUAAUUUCACCUUCACUGCGGCCCACGGCCAAGAUGAUCAAGAAACUCAAGAGCACCCAUUCGCCGCGUUACGAUUCGUCGCUUUGUACAUCGGCACUACAACAAUCCGUCAAGACGAAAACCAAUGUCGACAGUGUGGCGGGUCACAGUCUGCGGAACAUUACGAAUGUUUCGCAGUCUUCCGUUAAGGAUAGACAGCACGUUCCAAGCUCACCAAGCCACGUUUCACGCAAGACCGCCAUCCUGGAUCUGUCGCCAAUUCGGGAUAGAAAGCAUGCUCACAAUUCAUCGGGGCUUGUCCUGACGUCCCAGUCUCCAACUAUGCCUCCGUCUCUCAGGACAUUGCGGAGCUCUGUUGGCCAGCAAGUAUCCUGGUUCUCCGCUCUUGGGUCCACCCCAGCAAGCAACUCUGUGCGUUCUUCGGAAAGCAAAUCCACCAAGCAGGUUAUGCUGCGAACAAACCGUUCCGAUACGGGCACAGUACGUGCGCCAAAUCUGGAAGUUCGGCGCCCGAGACAGACUACGGUAUCGCGACAAGUCAAGGACGAGUCGACAUCCCCGACGGCCAGUCUAAUGCACACUCAGUCUCUCAGGAGAUUCCAAAAUCGUGGAGCUCUGGCUGUGUCAAAUCUCACUCAACGCCCGGUCGUUCUCGAAGGUUCGAGACUACCGUCCGCGAUUCUUACGACUGGACUGCAAUCUCCGGGUUCCACGGGUUCCUCGGGUCUGUUUGGUCAAAGUGCCGCAAUGGUUCGUUGUUUUGUCGCACAAAUGGGAGAAGUGUUCGCAACGAAUGUUCUCGCAUUUGCCGGCGCUUGGCGAUCAUCCCUGCCCUUCACCACCUGGUUGGAGGAUGUGACUUAUAAGGGUCUCUCCCUUGGUGGUUGGAGUCUAAUGUCUGCCAAGAAAGGUCUUCAGCUGCACAGUAUGCGUACCUUUUGGUCUGCAUAG
Molecule: messenger RNA, 1881 nt
Organism: Penicillium maclennaniae
Lineage: Eukaryota; Fungi; Ascomycota; Eurotiomycetes; Eurotiales; Aspergillaceae
Exons: 1
Coding region: 1-1881 (626 amino acids)
Source: RefSeq, a predicted model, not a curated record